AUGGGUAAGAGUCGAGGCGCCAGAUACCGGCCGAACCAUGGUCAUCAGCCCGAGCCAGCGGGAGCAACCCCCCAAGACCUUCAGCCGUGGAACGGAGGUGCCCACAAUGCCUCCCCGCUAGAUCGAGUUGCGCAAAUCCGACAAGGUGACUACUAUGACUGCUGUAGCCAGGAUAGAAUUGACAUAUACAAUGCAGUGGACUCGUGGAGAUCCUACGGAAAUGAAAACGCGAACUUGCAGACUGCCACCAACUUCCAGUCUUUCUAUUCAUCUUACCAUGGUUACGUUGGCGGCCCUCAGCACCAGAUUUACCCUCCCGCCCCGCAAGGAGUCAGCGCUGGCUCGUGUGCGUUUCAACCCUCGCAUGUCCGACCCUCUCACUCUAAUCCAUAUCAGCCUCUAAGAAUAUCGGAUGGCACACGUGAGAGAGACAUUGUGCAGCAGGCCCAAAAUGUAUUGCCCAUGGUUCAGCCACAGACUUCAUCUCGAUACCAGUUUCGAGAGAGGAAGCCAGCGCAAAUUGGCCCAUACAGCGUCGCGUCUACCGCAGAUACGCCUGUUUCAUCUCUUGAAGCUGCGAGUAAACGUGGACAUGUUGACACUGUGCCGAUUAUGAAAGUUUCUCAGCGCGGUAGAUGGGUCAGAGACGCCACACCUCCGCCCGCGCCAACAGCGUCCGAGGAGUACAAGAGAAAAGCGGCGCUUGCGCCAGCCAUCAGACAAGCACCACAAAAACUUCUAGUUAUCCUCGACCUCAACGGCACUCUCCUCGUUAGACCUAAUCGUCAUCGCCCCAGGAACAUAAUUGUCAGACCUGGUGUCACCCAGCUACUAGAUUACCUAUUCCAGAACCAUGUUGUCAUGGUCUACUCCUCUACGAAGCCCGACAACUGCGCGGCCAUGGUAGACCAGUUCUUCCAUCACACCCAACGGAGUGCGAUGGCAGGCGUCUGGGCUAGAGAUAAGUUGGGCUUGAACAAAGUGCAGUACGACAGCAAAGUCCAAGUCUACAAAAAGCUCGAGCCAAUCUGGGAAGACAAGAAGAUCCGAAAGAAGGCGGAACCCGGUCAGAGAUGGGAUCAAAGCAACACUGUCCUUGUUGACGACAGCCAUCUUAAAGGCCUAGGGCAACCCCGUAAUCUGUUGCAGAUUCCGGAGUUUCUGAACAAUGCACCCAGACAAGGAGGACAAGCGCUCUUGAACUGGCAGCGAGAACAGGAGCAGAUCGUUUAUUCUAUCCAGCAGAAGUUGGAAGAACUCAAGUGGCAGGUCGAUGUCUCCCGAACAAUUCGAGAGUGGCAGACUGGUAAGCGACAAGCGCCUGGUGUGGUCGACGAGACAGUGGAUCAAAAGGCCCUUCAAGGUACUCAGAACCGUGAGCUGUCUCCUACGCCUAGUAUCGGUUCUCCUGCGCCGAGGGUUGGGCAGCUUGAAUCUUCAAUCCCGCGGCAACUUGGAACUCCCGAGGCUUCGACCCUGUCUGAUACAGAGAGCUCCGAUUCGUACGAGCAAGGUGGAGGGAGUGGAGGUGUCAAAACCGCUGCUGAGGUCACCAAUUCUCUUCUGGAUGAACUGGAAAAAGAGAUUGAUCGCAAUCUCAAUCUCGAUCAGGACCGGAGCCGAGGUGCAGACCAGACCAUUGGUUCUGCGACCGAUGUCACUACUGUCAAUAAAUCGGGCACCAAAAACCGAGAUCAACAGCGAAGUGAGUCACCCAUCGAUGAGAGUGUCUGGGCUGAUAUUCUCAGAGGACAUGGAGCCGCCGCCGGUCGUGUCGGCGAAAGCGUUCAAAGAACGACGCAUGCGAGAAAUCCGAGCAGCCGCGAAGAAAAGACGCAAGGAAAGACAGCGAGCGCGGGAAAACGCCAACGCCAACGCAAGAAGAGAGGCCCCCGAAAGGAAGAAAAGGGGUCUCUGAGACAUGCCCCGCCAACGCCAGAGAGUAUUUGA
This is a messenger RNA of Cladophialophora psammophila CBS 110553, 1950 nucleotides long. RefSeq lists its product as uncharacterized. The transcript is spliced from 2 exons. Gene Ontology annotation, molecular function: phosphoprotein phosphatase activity. Bases 1 to 1950 code for a protein of 649 amino acids. NCBI's taxonomy places the organism in Eukaryota, Fungi, Ascomycota, Eurotiomycetes, Chaetothyriales, Herpotrichiellaceae. The record is from RefSeq and is a predicted model, not a curated record.